CGGAGUGCCAGUCACAAUCUGCUAGAGGCGAGGGAGGGCAAGAAAGACCACUGUAACUACAAAGGCAAGAGGGGCGCAGUUAGAGAAGUGUUGAUAAACGUGGGCUAUGCGCGCAACAAGGGGGGAGCGCAGUGCACAGAGGAGGUGAACGCAUGUAAAGACUCUGCUUCACACUCACAGCCUCCUUCCUGAAGAGACGCAACGCUGAGAGUGGAAAGGAGUAAGGAAAAACUCUAAGAACAACAAAUCAACUCCUGGACAAUAGUUCACUGACUGCCCCCAAGACAGAAGCUUGGAUAAAGGGGUCCAAGAGAGACUUUUGUCCUGGUCAGAACCUGCUCUGGAAGAGAAAAAAGAAAAUGAAUGUCAGUGAUGAGAAUCUGCUGAAAUCCAUUAGCAACGACGCGCUCCUUGACCUGACGCAGCGCUACGGGCAGCAAGCGUUCGGGUUUGGCGCUGGCCAUGGUGCUGGAAGCCCCGGCAGGUACCCGCUCACGCCUGCCGCCGAUUUUCUCUCCGGGCAGACCGCGAAGUCCAACGAGAGCGGCGGGGAGCACACGAGCGACGACGAGGACGGCUUUGAAUCACUUGAGUCGCGGAAGAGGGGUUCCUCAUUUGGGGACGACAAACCCGGCGGGCCACUAGCCAAAAAGUCCAAGGAGCAGCGGUCCCUGCGGCUUAGCAUCAACGCUCGAGAGAGAAGAAGGAUGCACGACCUGAACGACGCUUUGGACGGCCUGCGCGCAGUCAUCCCGUACGCCCACAGCCCCUCGGUGAGAAAACUCUCCAAAAUAGCCACUCUCCUCUUGGCCAAGAACUAUAUCCUCAUGCAGGCUCAGGCUCUGGAGGAGAUGAGGCGGCUGGUGGCGUAUCUGAACCAAGGACAAACCAUCACCUCACCGAUCCCCACCGCCCUGGCACCCUUUGGACAGGCAGCCGUCUACCCGUUUUCGGGCUCCACACUUGCCACCUGUGCCGAAAAGUGCACCACUUACUCUGGGGCACCGUCGACUCUCUUCAAACACUGUAAUGACAAGCCUUGAUUUGAUUUACACUUUCCCUGAACUUUUACCUUUACUGUACCCAUGUCGGUCUCCGUCCCACUCUAGUUCAUUUAACGCAUAAUUCUGUGGAAAUUAAAACGGUUUUAGUCUGAUGAAUAAUAGUAAUAUAUGGUUCGGUAACCAUGCUUGAAAACUAUUGAAAUGAAAUUGUUUUGGCCUUCCUGUUACCGUGGCUUGCAUGUCUCACAUAAGUACAGGCCAUAUCCAGUCAUUAACGGAAAAUCUGGGAAGUUUGUGUUAUCAUUUGCAAUCUAUGCAACAGUCAGUAAUUGCACGAAAACUUCAAAUAACCAAGACCAGUUUCGACCUUUAGAUCUGAUCCUCUUAAUUAAGUAUGAAAACAAUCUGAUGUUCUAUUUUAUGAUACAGCGUGUUUGUUUUUAUUUAAACAUAUUGCACAUCUUUCAUGAUUGUAUUGUACAUCUUUGAAAUAUCUUCAAAACCCGGAUAUGGUUACAUAACUGCAGCCUAUAAAUUGAAGAAACUCUGGUUCUGGUUCUGGUUGUGUUGCAACAUGGGUUUCAUAUAUUGUUUAUAGUUUGUCUUUAUAAUUAAAAC
Molecule: messenger RNA, 1622 nt
Organism: Cyprinodon variegatus (sheepshead minnow)
Lineage: Eukaryota; Metazoa; Chordata; Actinopteri; Cyprinodontiformes; Cyprinodontidae
Gene: bhlhe23
Product: basic helix-loop-helix family member e23
Exons: 1
Coding region: 360-1043 (227 amino acids)
Molecular function (GO): protein dimerization activity
Source: RefSeq, a predicted model, not a curated record